AUGUUCACACCAACAACUGAAAUGGCAGCGCCAUCACCCUUCUCAACGCCAAAGCGAAAGCGCGAGCAGAUACUAGGACGUCAAAUCCCCGACUUCCCCUCUCCAGCACAUCAACAACAACAGUUCACCUUCAGCCCCGACUCCUCCCAAACGGACGACGGCAGCACAAGCCCCCGAAGCUGCGUCGCACACAGGUUCCGGGGCCUCGCCCUGGGGCCCACGCCGAGUGGGGGUGGGGUCGUCCCCAACAACAGUAGUGGAGACAGCGCCAGCAGUGUUAGAAACUCUUUUGGACCCCCCCCCGAUUUUGGCAGCGCGAUGGAUACCUCCUCGUCAUCAGAGAUGGACAUGGACAAUUCGGAGAGGGGAUCCCGCAAACGGGCGAGGACUCGGGAGGUGGUGAUGGGUGAUGAUAAUGUGACAGCGGAUGCGGUUACCCGGGACAGUCUGCAGGAUGCAGAACAACACCAAGAUAUCGCCGAUAAGCAGCGGCAGUCGUCACCAAAAUCGCUCCGUUUCGCGAUUGAUACUGGGGUAGUGGAACAGUCGGAGACGAUCGCCAACACGCACACUACCGCGCCUCGAGCAAUUACUCUACCAUCGAGGACAAAGUCUGCUGCGAAAAAGCCCCGCAGUCGAAAGACUACUCCCCAGCCGCAGGCACAGCUUCCGUUGCCGGCUAUGACGCUUACAAAUCUCCCGAUUUUGGCUCCGAAACCACCGGCGGCUGAGGCGACGGCGGCUGGUCCGAAGCCACCGACAACGGUUAUUACAGAUCCCUUACGGGCAUCGCUGACAUGGCACGACGACGAGAUUACGAUCUAUGACCCUGAUGACAGCGAUGAUGAUGGGACGGGGAUUAAUGGGAUUGGGUUUAAGCCUACGGCUGCGGUGGCCUAUGCGAGGACGGUGAAGAGGAAGCAGCAGCUGGCUGAGUACAGGAAAAGAGAGGAACGAGAGGCUAGGGCGUGGAGGAACCAGAGGAGGAGGCGAGGGGAGAGUCCGGCUGUUAGCCUCAGUGGGAGUAGCUCGGAUGUGAAGAAGAAGAUGGAGAGGAGGAGGGUGAGGUUUUUGGACGGGAGCGCUGAGGUUAAGGUGACGGUUUAG
Molecule: messenger RNA, 1107 nt
Organism: Podospora pseudocomata
Lineage: Eukaryota; Fungi; Ascomycota; Sordariomycetes; Sordariales; Podosporaceae
Exons: 1
Coding region: 1-1107 (368 amino acids)
Source: RefSeq, a predicted model, not a curated record